Cucurbita maxima (winter squash) is the source of this 595-nucleotide messenger RNA. Its product is annotated as dynein light chain LC6, flagellar outer arm. Gene Ontology annotation, molecular function: dynein intermediate chain binding; dynein light intermediate chain binding. Lineage: Eukaryota; Viridiplantae; Streptophyta; Magnoliopsida; Cucurbitales; Cucurbitaceae. The record is from RefSeq and is a predicted model, not a curated record. Gene Ontology annotation, cellular component: dynein complex. Bases 142 to 474 code for a protein of 110 amino acids. The transcript has 2 exons. Gene Ontology annotation, biological process: microtubule-based process.
GACCACAUAGGGAGGGUCUGGACAUGGGUGAGCCACACACCAGCCAAACUUUAUCCUAAGCUUCUAUAUAACUAAACCUGCUUCCUUCCCCCUCCGCUCACAUCCGCCAUUUCCCCGCCGCCAACUCCGCCGGUGGCAGCCAUGUUAGAAGGCAAAGCAGUCAUCGGAGAGACGGAUAUGUUGCAGGCCAUGCAACAGAACGCUCUGGACCUUGCGGCUAAGGCCCUUGACAGUUUUGAUGUCACUGAACCCACUGACAUUGCCCGUUUCAUUAAAAAGGAAUUUGACGGGAUGUAUGGUGGAGGAUGGCAAUGCAUAGUGGGAACGGAUUUUGGGUCAUUUGUGACACAUUGUUGCGGAUGCUUCAUCUAUUUUUGUGUUGGAAGCCUUGCAGUUUUGCUGUUCAAAGGCUCUUCUGGCUCUGAAAAACCUAACCCAACUCAAUUUUCUAUUUUGGAGACGAUCAAGGGAUGAUCAGAUGUUGGUAGAAUUCGUGAUUUUGAAAUGGAUAAAAUCGUUUGUGAUCAUACGUUUAAUUCUUUAAAGUUGAUUUUAUGAUGGAAAAAUUACGUUAAAUCGACUUUGAAUUAUUAAA